Molecule: messenger RNA, 330 nt
Organism: Acaromyces ingoldii
Lineage: Eukaryota; Fungi; Basidiomycota; Exobasidiomycetes; Exobasidiales; Cryptobasidiaceae
Exons: 2
Coding region: 49-330 (93 amino acids)
Source: RefSeq, a predicted model, not a curated record
UACACUUUUACUCUUCAUCGACGACGAAGGCGCUAUUACCCAUCGACCAUGACGAGCUCGUACCGCCGAAUUGACACGACUGACCCGAGGAGACAUGACCGGGUCCGGCCGAUGAAGCUACCAGCAGCCUGGCUCGAUGAUUCCAUCGACGUGUAUGGGUUUAUCCUUUCGUCCGUCACAAUGAUCAGCGGCGCGGCGAUGAUCACAAGGCUGCCAUCGCUGGCAUGCAUCGGCCUGCUCUUUGCUUUAGCGAAUUUUGCCCACGACAAGCCUCUUCAGUCCAAGAAAGAGUCGGCGAGCCAAGGUGGACCAGUGAUGGGUAUGAUGUGA